CUAUUUGUCAUAGUCUUUAUUGAUGAUAUUUUGGUUUACUCUAAGAAUGAGGAGGAUCAUGUCAGCCACCUUCGAAUCAUCCUUCAGACCCUCAAAGACCAUAAAUUGUAUGCAAAAUUUUCUAAGUGUGAAUUCUGGCUUAAUGUUAUUGCUUUCUUGGGGAAUAUUGUGUCUAGUGAAGGGAUUAAAGUUGACCCCCAAAAGAUUAAGGCAGUUAGAAAAUGGCCCAGACCCACAACUCAAACCGACAUUCGGAGCUUCUUGGGUUUGGCAGGAUAUUACAGAAGGUUUGUAGAAAGUUUUUCUUCCAUAGCUGCUCCCCUUACCAGGUUGACUCAGAAAAUAAAAUUUGUGUGGUCUGACUCUUGUGAGAAUAGCUUUGAAAAAUUAAAGGACAAAUUGACUACUGCACAUGUUUUGACCCUUCCUGAGGGUACAGAGGGUUUUGUUGUCUACUGUGAUGCAUCUCGAGUGGGACUUAGAUGUGUACUUAUGCAGCAUGGUAAGGUGGUAGCUUAUGUAUCUAGGCAGUUGAAGGUGCACGAGCGAAACUACCCCACCCAUGACUUGGAGUUAGCGGUUGUGGUGUUUGCACUUAAAAUUUGGUGGCAUUAUCUGUACGUACAUGUUGAUAUUUUCACUGACCACAAAAGUUUAUAGUAUGUUUUCUCACAGAAAGAAUUAAAUCUCAGGAAGAGGCGUUGGUUGGAACUGUUGAAGGAUUAUGACAUGAGCUUGCACUAUUAUCUGGGCAAGGUGAAUGUGGUGACCGACGCCCUCAACAAAUUAUCUAUGGGCAGUCUUUCUCAUGUUGAGGAAGGAAAAAAGGAGAUGGUGAAAGACAUUCACCACCUUGCAAAUCUAGGGGUGCGACUUCUGGAUUCCAUAGAUGGAGGGGUAGUUGUACAUGAAAUAGGUAAAUCUUCUUUUAAAAAGACUGACAGUACAAUUCAGCACUGGGGAACAAUAAUAGUAAAAUUGGGGAUUGUAAUUGUACCGAUUGGAUUCGGUUUAUGUUUCGAAUGGAGAUUGAUUCUUCUUCGCCAGAGCCGAUUACGGCGGCAACGUCGGAGGAUAUUAUCAUUAAGCUAUGAGCCGACUAUAGUUCAGGAGAUGCUUACUCUGAUCAUACAAAUAGUGAAAGAACGGCGGUUUUCUGGGCUAUCCCCUAGUGAGUGUUUGCAAAGGGAAUUGGUACAUAAACUAUCAACUGGUGAUGCCACUCGUAGCCAGUUGGUGAAGUCUCUUCCUCGCGACUUUUCCAAAAUCGAUAAACUUCAGCAAGUUCUAGAUAGGAUAGCAGCGUAUUCCAAUCCCUCCGGCAUGAAUCAGGGUACGUAUAAACUGCGAACACCCUAUUGGAAGGAGCUAGAUUUAUAUCAUCCUCGUUGGAACUCAAAGGAGUUGCAAGUUGCUGAAGAGAGAUAUAUGCAGUUCUGUAAUGCCUCGGCAUUGACCAGUCAGCUUCCAAAAUGGACCAAGAUUUAUCCACCUCUUGGUGGAAUAGCUAAAAUAGCAACUUGCAAGACAGUACUGCAAAUAGUUCGCGCUGUUGUAUUUUAUGCUGUUUUCUCUGAUAAAUCAAAUGCUUCAUGUGCGCCAGAUGAUGUACUGUUAACAGCAUUGCAUUUGUUGUAUCUUGCACUAGAUAUUUGUUAUAUGCAUAGGGGAUCUGGUGACUGUAGUUGCUAUGGGGAUGAUGUCAUUCCAAUUUUAGCACUAGCCAGUGAGGAAUUAUCAUUGAGUAAAUACGGUGAUCAGAGCUUGUUGUCUCUUCUGGUUUUGUUGAUGAGGAAAUAUAGGAAAGAAAACGACUUUGUGGAAGCUGGAAUUUUCGACCUCUCUUCUUUGAUUGGAAGUCUGCUGGAAAAAUUUGCUGAACUUCAAUAUGAAUGCAAGAUAAAACUGCAAGACCUUGCACCUGAUGUGGUCAAUCAACUGGCGCAAUCCGUUUCGACUGGUGAUACUAACAACUUGGAGUUUGUUCCAGACAGUGAUAAAUGCAAGGCUAAAGCUCGAGAGAGGCAAGCUGCUAAAAUGGGGAAGAUGAGGGCGCAACAAUCCGAAUUUUUAAAGAGCAUUGAUUCCUCUGCAGAAGCUGGUGCGGGUGAUUCUAAUCUUGGUAAAGAAAGAAGUGAUCCAGAUGUUAGAUGUAAUUAUGAAGAGGCUACUCAAGUAAUUUGCUCUCUUUGCCAUGAUCCAAAUUCUAAAAGUCCUCUAUCCUACCUGAUUCUUCUUCAGAAAUCCAGGCUUUUGACUUUCACCAAUAGAGGGCCUCCUUCAUGGACAAGAACUCAAAAUUUUGGGGAAGAACCGGAAUCUUGUGCUAAAAGAAUGGCAAAUAUCUCAUCUCAAAGGAGCAUUUUAUCAAGCAGUCAAGAAGUGAUUUCAUCUCCGUGGUCGACACAAUCGAUUCAAAAUGCAAUAAAUGAGUUUGCUCUGGAAGGGCAACCUAAGGAAGUAGGAGCAUUUUUUGAAUAUAUUAGGGCAAGAUUUCCAGCAUUAAAGAUUCAACUGCCUUGCACAUCAAGCAAUGUUGACGAAGACACAGGUUUUUCUCUCGAGAUGCUAGAAGAACAAAUAUACUCGUUGAUUAGGGAAAGAAUGGAUGUCAAUUCGUGGCAGUCGGAUCUUUCAAGAAAUGGUAAGAAACUUUCUGCAGGGGGAGAUGGUGGGAGUGUUGAGUCACUGUUGCUUGGGAAGUACAUUUCUGCUCUUGAAGGAGAAAAUCUUGAUGGUCCAUCUGCAUCUGAAAGUGCAGACAAGUCACAAUUAGAGUCAAUAAUGCCACUGACAGCGUAUGAAGGAUUUGGUCCCUCAGAUUGUGAUGGAAUUUAUCUUUCAUCCUGUGGACAUGCUGUGCAUCAGGGAUGUCUUGAUCGCUAUUUAUCGUCUUUAAAGGAAAGAUAUACCAGAAGAAUUGUUUUUGAAGGAGGUCAUAUUGUAGAUCCAGAUCAGGGGGAGUUCCUCUGUCCUGUAUGCCGUGGACUUUCUAACUCGGUCCUGCCAGCAUUACCUGUAGAUUAUGGAAGAUUCAGAACCCUUUAUUCAGCUUCCAGUCCAUCAGAUGCCGUUGGCCCUUCACCCCUGUCAAGUGGAGUGGUAGAUGCACUUCAUUUUCAAAAAGCUUUAUUUCUCCUACAAAGUGCUGCUGAUGUUACCGGAAGUAGAGAGAUUUUCCAAAAACUUCCAGUUCGGCAGUUCGGUCAGAUGAGAAUAAACCUUGAAUCUUUGUAUCAUGUAUUGUGUGGAAUGUACUCUCUGGAAAAUGACAGGAUUUCAGAAUCUGGUAGACUUAGUCAUUCUCUCGUUCUGUAUGACACUCUUAAGUACUCACUUGUAUCAACUAAAAUUGCUACUUGGUCUGGAAAGACAUCACUAGCUCCAAACUACAAUCUUGAUGCCUUGUACAAAGAACUCCAAUCUUCAAAUGGUUUUAUUCUUGCUUUGUUGUUAAGUAUUGUGCAAAGCACACGAACAAAGAACUCACUCACUGUCCUCUUAAGACUGAGAGGCAUUCAGCAGUUUGCGGAGUCUAUAUGCACUGGCACUUCUGCAGAUGAAAUUUCAGGUCCAUCUGUUGAAGGUAAUAUGCAAGACAUCUUGGAAUACGCUGAAACAGAAGAUCAAUAUCCUGAUAUUCAGGUCUGGAGAUGGUCCUCUGAUCCAGUUCUUGCACAUGAUGCUUUUUCUUCAUUAAUGUGGAUAAUAUAUUGUCUUCCAUGUCCAUUGUUGUCAUGCGAUGAUGCCUUCUUGUCUCUUGUUCAUCUUUUCUACGCAGUCACAGAGACUUCUUAUGACAUCAAAGAUGCAAUUCGCAGUCUGACCUUUCCAUACUUACGAAGAUGUGUAUUGUUUUGGAAAUUGAUUCAUUCUUCUAGAGUGGUGCCAUUUAAUGAUGGAACUAACAUAUUGGAUGGAUCAACUUAUUCAACUAAUGAACUGAUGGAAUGUGGUGAAAACAACGCCGCGGAGCUCAUUCAGAUUGAAAAGUUGGAGAAGAUAUUAAAGAUUCCGUCACUUGAUUAUGUCUUUUAUGAUGUCACAAUUCGUUUGGUGGUUCAAAAAUGGCUACAUCAUUUCUACAGGCAGUUUGAAACUCGUGGUCUAAAGGGUGUUUUGUAUUCCACUCCUGCAGCCCCAUUUAAGUUGAUGCCUUUGCCUCAUCUUUAUCAGGACCUCUUGCAGAGGUAUAUUAAACAGAAUUACCCAGACUGCGGAGCUGUUCAGAAGGAUCCUGCAAUGUGCUUGUUAUGUGGUAAAUUGUGCUCGGCUAGUUGGAAGACAUGCUGCAGGGAAAGUGGGUGUCAAGCUCAUGCAAUGGUCUGUGGUGCUGCUACUGGGGUGUUCUUGUUCAUCAGAAAAACCACUAUAUUGCUCCAAAGAUCUGCUCGUCAGGCACCGUGGCCUUCACCUUAUUUGGAGUAUGGAGAAGAGGAUAAUGACAUGCAACGGGGAAAGCCAUUAUAUCUAAAUGAAGAACGUUAUGCUGCCUUAACUCAUAUGAUGGCUUCUCAUGGGUUAGAUCAAAGUUCAAAGGUGCUUCGUCACACAACUAUUGGCGCAUUCUUCAUGCUUUAGCUUUGGGAUUUUAUGAUGGUGUAGGUUUAAUGACAGUUUAAUAAUAAUCGUAUUUUGCUUAUCUGUUUCUUCAUUAUUACCUAUGGUCUUGUUUUUCUUUAGUUCCCUCGACAAUUGCAGGUUAUAUCUAACUCGAAUAUGUUAAAGAUGAUAACAGUUGUGCUGUUGCCCCUGGUUUAUAUUGCUAGCUAGGAUACAGGCAGUCCUCUGUUAAUGUGUUCUCAUGCUGUUUAUGUACAGAUUAUUGAGGUUAGUCUCUAACUAUUUUCCCCCCAUGUUUUCGUUUAGACUAUUCUGCACUAUUUCGAAUAUUUUAAAAAUCUGAGCUAUUCUUGAAACAUAUGCUAUAUAAGUAUUGUCACUAGUGCAUUGCCAAUCCACUCUUUUACAUUCCUUCCUGUAGAUUUCUGUUAGCAGGUGAAUCCAAGAUAUCUUAUAGGCAUACUAAUAAAGGGUUGAACCUCCUAAGAAUGAUAAGCUCCAACUGUCACCGAAAAAUUUAGGUGAAUCCUUAAAAUAUCAAUAUUAUUGUAGCUAUAAGGUGUGCUGGAUUACUUGGGUAGGAUAUAACUUUAUUAAAUAUUUGAGGGGAAAAAAAGACCGUAUACAAGAAGUAUUACCAAAAUUUUGAAAACCUACGGAAAGAUAGAAAACAAAUAUUUGGCAUCCUUUAUUGCUUAAAUAGGAUUGCACAUGAUUUUACUGUGUAAUGGCAUCAGACACUGCAUCAUUUUCCAAAUCAGGCACAUGAUAGGUGCAGUGCAGUAACAGAGGCUAAUACAUCAAUGCAUCCAUACUUUACAGUUUUUAGACUAGGUCUUUUUGCAACAUUUUAAUUUGCAUAACGUAUAGAUGUGUAGGACUUAAGUUUGAGACACUUUACAGUAAUAUUGAUCGAUUAUAAAAAACAUUGAUGAGCGUGGUGUCAUGCGUUUGGGCUACUGAAUUAACUCCUGCUGCAGCACAAGUACUGAAUUGAAAAAUGUUUAGGAAAAGGCAAGUUGCAACCAUAUCCGUAAGCUUCUCUAUCGAAUUUCCAUACUACAUUUCUUAUAACAUCGCUUGCAGUUUAUUUAAACCCUCGCUAUGGUUGCUCAAAGUUGCAUCAUGCUCUCCUAUUUGUUUUGAUAUUUCUACUUGACUGCAACUUUCAGGUAUAACAGGACUCUUGUUUGUAUCUUGUAUUCCUUUUUCUCAUCAAUAAUACUUCCGCGUGUGAGAUCUUGAGAUGCUAAACUAUCAUGCAUUGCUUCCUCUUUAUCUUUAAUUAAUGAAAAUUUCAUUUGUGACAGACGAUUAUGAGUUGCCCACUGGAACAGAACGCUUGUAUUCCAUUAUGGUGACUCAGUGGUGAAGAUGGAGCGGCUGGUUGUUGGCACCUUGUUGUACAGAAAAUGUGAAUGAAUAUGGUGCUUCAUGUGUAUAAUAUGAAAAUUGCAAAGGUCUCCUUCAAUUGUGUAUGGAUUAUCACUUCACAUAACAAUAUGUUCCCCCUUUGGCUUCCUCUGUUCUUGAUGUCGAUGAUGAUUGAAGUGUCAUCAAGUAAUGGAUGAAUUGUGUAUGUACUGUCCCCUAAAUAACAAUAUGUUUUUUUUCUUU
Molecule: messenger RNA, 6180 nt
Organism: Capsicum annuum
Lineage: Eukaryota; Viridiplantae; Streptophyta; Magnoliopsida; Solanales; Solanaceae
Product: E3 ubiquitin-protein ligase PRT6
Biological process (GO): protein ubiquitination; ubiquitin-dependent protein catabolic process via the N-end rule pathway
Cellular component (GO): ubiquitin ligase complex; cytoplasm
Molecular function (GO): ubiquitin protein ligase activity
Source: RefSeq, a predicted model, not a curated record